Mucor mucedo is the source of this 1500-nucleotide messenger RNA. RefSeq lists its product as uncharacterized. Gene Ontology annotation, biological process: regulation of gene expression. The transcript has 5 exons. Bases 1 to 1500 code for a protein of 499 amino acids. Lineage: Eukaryota; Fungi; Mucoromycota; Mucoromycetes; Mucorales; Mucoraceae. Gene Ontology annotation, molecular function: chromatin DNA binding; protein binding; RNA polymerase II cis-regulatory region sequence-specific DNA binding. The record is from RefSeq and is a predicted model, not a curated record.
AUGGCAGCGACUGUACCACCGCAACAAGUUACAGCAGCUCAAAAGUUGGCUCAAGUCAAUGAACAAACAUGGUUGACCAUGGGUAAUCUUGCAGAAAUGAUGACUGAUUAUGAUAAGGCCAUGAGCUGUUAUGAAUCCGCUCUCAGACACAACCCUUACUCGGUGCUUGCCUUGUCUCAGAUCGCGUCAUUAUGUAGAGGUCGAGAGCAAUUCGCUAGAGCCGUCGACUAUUUCAAGCGAAUUCUAGCUAUUCAAGAGAAUAACGGUGAGACCUGGGCUGCUUUGGGUCAUUGUUAUUUAAUGAUGGACAAUCUCCAAGAAGCCUAUCAAGCCUAUCAACAAGCACUGUACCAUUUGUCUAAUCCCAAGGACCCCAAGCUUUGGUAUGGUAUUGGUAUUUUGUACGAUCGUUAUGGCUCAUUAGAACAUGCAGAGGAAGCCUUUUCGGCUGUGAUGAAGAUGGAUCCAAAGUUUGAAAAGGCAAAUGAGAUUUAUUUUAGACUUGGCAUCAUCUAUAAGCAACAACAAAAAUACGAGCUUUCCCUUCAGUAUGAAUUGGCUAAGGAAGCCUAUGAGCGUGUAUUGGCAGAGAAUCCUGAUCACGCAAAAGUGUUGCAACAAUUGGGUUGGUUAUACCAUCAACAAAACACGUCAUUUUGUAAUCAAGCAUUGGCUAUUCAAUAUUUAACUCGCUCAUUGAAAUCUGAUAGCAACGAUGCCCAAUCCUGGUACCUUUUAGGUCGUUGUUACAUGGCCGAACAAAAUUACAACAAGGCCUACGAGGCCUAUCAACAAGCUGUCUACCGUGACGCUCGAAACCCUACUUUUUGGUGCUCCAUUGGUGUUUUAUAUUACCAAAUCAAUCAAUACCGUGAUGCGUUGGAUGCCUACAGUCGUGCCAUUCGUUUAAAUCCUUACAUUAGUGAAGUUUGGUACGAUUUAGGUACGUUGUAUGAAUCCUGUAACAAUCAAGUCCAGGAUGCUUUGGACGCUUAUCAAAGAGCGGCCGAAUUAGACCCUUCCAAUCCUCAUAUCAAGCAACGUCUGGAAUUAUUAAGAAAGUCACAAAACGUUCAAUCAUCUCAGGUUGCCGGAAGUGCUCCAGUGCCUCAAGAUGUAGUUAAUCCCAGUCAAUAUCAAAGUGGAAAUAACGGUCAACCAUUAAAUGGUGGCUCUUAUAGUCAAUCAGGUCCCUCUGGCCCUCCCAUCAGCAUGUCUGCUUACCAAAUUGGCGCUGGCAGUAGCAGCAAUAGUAGCAACCCUCAACGUUUAAAUGAAGAACGUGUCUCUACACCUCAACUACCCGUCAACGUAGUAAUGGCCCCGCUAGAGAUCUUCCUAUGCCAGGACCUCCACCUGCUGGUCAAGGUCGUCGUUCACCUGCUCCUUAUGCACAAUAUCCUACUCACUCUACUAAUAAUAACGCGUCGCGUGAAGAUGUGCGUAUUCCUGAUAUUGGAGGUGGUCGUGCUCCUACUCCCUCUGAUAGAUCACAAAUGA